CGGCUCUAAGCUCCCCCUCUACAUCUGCCCUGGCGCAUGUACUUGCGUAAUUGGUCGCUGCAACCAUAAUGGCCGACACCGAUGAAGCAGCGAUCCACAUGCCGUCGCAGGAUGCGUCGGCGCAUAUCGAAGUGGACCUGUCCGACGAGACGCAGGACUUUCGCAUGCUGAGCAAUAUCUCCUUUCUAACAGAUGGCACUCAAGCGAGCAUCCCCAAGCGCGGUGAGAAGGACUUUGAACCGAACCCGACGCUGUACCAGGCCGACAUCCUCUCCGCCUCCCGCCAGGCGAUGCACAACGCCCUCUCCUACCCCCGCAUCCACCACCCAAAGAAUCAAAUCAUCGGCGUCUACGCCCCCAAUGGGCCGGCGCCUCCGGCCCAGCAUACCUCGAAUCUCGAAUCGAUAGCGGAGGGGUCUCCUCAGCCUGACGCCGAAGUACCGAGCUCGACGGCGGCGACCACGACGACGACGGUAGGAAACGUCCAUCCCGACGCCUGCGUAUACAUCGCAAACCCCAAGUCCAAUCUUUUCAAGACCAUCGGCCAGGCGGACCGGUGGAAUCGGAUCUGGCUCCUUCCGGAGGAGGCGUUGUUUAUGCUGGAGAGAGGGAGUCUGAAUAUCCAUUGGCCGCGUUCGGAGGUUGGGUAUGAGGAGGAUGAGGAGGCGGUUGCGGAUGAGAGCAAUAUCGAGGACUCGGGGAUUCCGAUGAGCUUGCAGGCUGCCUAUGCGGCCUUUGCGUCGAGAGGCGGGCUGAGUAGCGAGCGGUUCUCGGUGUACACCGGGUUGAGACGGUUGGGCUACACGAUCACGCGGGCUCCGGGCUGGAACGAUGAUGGAGAGGAUGCGACAGGCAUCGAGGACUCGGGGUUGGAGGAUGUAAGGAAGCAAGGUGCUGGAUUAGCCGGGAUCUAUUCGAGGUUCAUGAAGUGGCUGUGCCCGCCGAGUACCAACACAGCGUUGGGCCCCGUUGCGGGAGUCGGAUUCCACCGCAGCUACGAUGAUAUCUACAACAAACUCUCGAUCAUCCCCUGGUACGACCCGACGGCUGCUCCUCAAGCGGCCCGAUCCCCCGCGCAAGCGCCCUACCGAGUCGUCUUCCAUGUGUAUAAACCAUCCACCCCGUUCAAGAAGUCUGCGCCGCCGCCGCCGGACUUCCGGAUCGCUGUGGUCAACGCGCGUACCCACACCUCCGUCCCGACUCUGUCCCAGUUGGGGGCUCUGCUCGAAAGCACACCCCUGGAUCCCCCGACGAGCGAGAAGAUGAGCCGGCAGCUGUACAUGCGGCUGCGCCACGGAUACCGGAACGUGGUUCUCGCUGUGGUGGAUGAAGGUGUCGUGAGUUAUCUACGGAUCUCGGAGGCGGCCUUCGGCAAGGAGAAGCUCUACAAGCAGAAGGCGUUGGCGAACAAGACGCAGUACCGGCCGAAGCCGAAGCCGAAGCCGAAAGGGCGAUGAGCGCGGCACGGGUGUAAGGUGAUUCGAAUGACGCUUAUCGCGGCCGACUAGCUACCGGCAUAUGUCUCCCCUCGUAUGAGUGAUACUCUGGAGAAAGCCCUGCGAUCCACAAUGGAAGGAUGAGGGCUGAAUAGAGGGGAUAGAAGAUUGAAUCUGCCAUCAUCUUUAGGGCAUCCGUCUAUAGGUGUGGGAAGAGCGGAUGCAGAUGCUCAGAUGGCUUGGCCGGUGGCUCACGGGGAGUUGUUGGAAUGGGCGAAGGACAGAGUGGGAUGUGAAUGGCACCGAAUAUGCCCGUGGAGAUGCCUUGGUAUAUCUAAAUUGCCCUCAAAAACGCCACUCUAUUGUAUCCGUCAAUCCAGCAGAAACAUAAACCCGACUCCAACAUAGGUACAAAUAAGAUCAAAAAGUCUGGGUCGU
Molecule: messenger RNA, 1874 nt
Organism: Aspergillus uvarum CBS 121591
Lineage: Eukaryota; Fungi; Ascomycota; Eurotiomycetes; Eurotiales; Aspergillaceae
Product: tRNA-splicing endonuclease subunit SEN54 family protein
Exons: 3
Coding region: 69-1457 (462 amino acids)
Biological process (GO): tRNA-type intron splice site recognition and cleavage
Cellular component (GO): tRNA-intron endonuclease complex
Source: RefSeq, a predicted model, not a curated record